This is a messenger RNA of Fonsecaea nubica, 2670 nucleotides long. RefSeq lists its product as hypothetical. The transcript is spliced from 9 exons. Gene Ontology annotation, molecular function: DNA-binding transcription factor activity, RNA polymerase II-specific; zinc ion binding; RNA polymerase II cis-regulatory region sequence-specific DNA binding. The record is from RefSeq and is a predicted model, not a curated record. NCBI's taxonomy places the organism in Eukaryota, Fungi, Ascomycota, Eurotiomycetes, Chaetothyriales, Herpotrichiellaceae. Gene Ontology annotation, biological process: regulation of transcription by RNA polymerase II; DNA-templated transcription. The coding region runs from base 1 to 2670 and encodes 889 amino acids. Gene Ontology annotation, cellular component: chromatin.
AUGCCCGCUGGCGCAGGGAGUUCUAAGAGCAAGUCCCAUACCUGUGAAGACUGCGGUCAAGUUCUAUCUCGACAGGAUCACCUGGAACGUCAUCGUCUUACCGCUCAUUCAGAGCGUGGUGCGUUCGACUCUGCGUGUACGGCAUGUGGCAGGAGGUUUUCUAGGAGGGAUGUGCUGGUGCGGCAUUACCGCGUGCUUCAUGGAAUUCAUUGCGAGCCGCGACCGAAGGGACGACCGAGGAAGACCUCGAAACAAGCUCCAAACAAGGCUUCAGCUGAUUCCGAGGCUCAGACCAACGCCGACUCGAGUAACAGCUUCCCGCAAGAGAGUGCUGCAUCCGAGCGCAGUCAAAUCAUCCCAGAGCCUCCUUCCGAGCUACCUUCUCAGCUCGCCGGUGACACCCUCGACUCACAAUGGGAAAUGCUUUUGAAUGCAACAUCGUCCGAGUUACACAAUGUGGGCGUAGCUCCAGUGUCUGACCGCAAUAAUAAUAAUCGGUCAAACUUCCCCAACGCGUUCCAUCAGGAUUCGGACCUCAUGACAUCGUUUCCUGGAGUCCAGCCGUUGUUUGAUAAUGGGUUCUACUCUUUCAAUGAUUUUGACAGUAACUUCUCGCUCCUCAGUUGGAUGAACUCGGAGACCCUGGCGAAUACCUAUAGCAUGCCACCAGACUUGAGCGUCCCGGACGUUCCAAUGCAAGGUUUGGAGGACCCGAACAGGUCCGCAAGGGUCCAACAGAUGAUGCGAGACAGUAAAGCCAUGAAUCACAAUGCCAUAGGGGCAAACACUGACACUAGCCUCUCGCUCGACAAAGGAGACUCGGUGGCCACGUUCCCGAAUAUAGACACAUCAGCACUACCAACUCCAUCUGCAUCACACGAUCCAAGUGCCGGCACCCCGCUGGAGGAAGCGCCAGAUCCAGUCUCGGUGGAAAGAGACGCCAACACUUGGCCGUACGAAUACCAAGCUGAAGGAGAGGAGGAAAGGAUCACUUUCCCAGUCCUCAAUCCUGAGGAUCUUAGAAGUGCUCAAAAAUACCACAGUGUCAGCGGCACAAGCUCUCCGAGGAAGAACUUUCAGCUCCUUGGGACCUUUGGAAAACUGGAUGACAAGAAACUAUCAAGUAUCAUCCAACUCCUGAGUCUGCCACUUGUCCCGACAUUCUUCAUCACUUCACUGAUCUAUACUUUCUCCAUUUUCAUGACGCCGACAUUUAAGAUAUCCGAUGCACCCACGAUUCUGGUGCUGACCAUGGCCUGCAUUGGGGCGUGCUACUCUGGUCUCGAUCGGUCCAUUGAGUUUGCCGACACACUUGCGGAGCUCUGCAGGCGGACGUCUACUUGGAUGGGCGAGCAUGAUCCCCGGUUCUUGCGGUCUCCUUCCUAUGGAGUAUCCCUAUUGCUGCAGCAUCUCCACGCCAUGGGCUCAGGCUCGCGACGCCUUUUCGAGAUGACGGACGCUUCUCGUUCGCGCCUCAUCAGCAUAGCUCGGCAGAUGAACAGCACAGGACUACAUGUCUCGCGUAGUGAAACGGAGUCGUCUGAGCGAGACACAUUUCAAACGUGGCUCGACUGGGUGAGCAAAGAGCAAGUCAAGAGAUUGGGAUGGUUUCUAUUCAACCCGUGCACAAAACUUGAAGAACUGCCGCCGGAGUUCCCGUGUGAGCAGUUACACUGGGAUGCGCCCACCGCCUUUUCUUGGGCGGCUUGUCCAUUUCAGACGGCGCCGCGAGGACCUCCGACCAUGCAGACCAUCCACGAUUUUCUAGAGAAACCCAGCCCAUCGAUCAUCAGCUCCCUCGACAACAUCGGUAAGCGGUUGUUGAUCCGGUGCCUCGGCCAGCAGCUGUACGCUUGCCAGGAGCAAAUGGACUCGGGCCUGUACCAUAUCCUCUGGAAGGACAACAACGGGCUGGAAGUGAGUCGCGCUGUGCGGUCACAGCUCUCAAGAGCUAUCCUCUCCGUGUAUGAAUUCAGCUGGGCUGAUCAUCCGCGCCGCUACACCCUUCGCCACGCCCUUCGCAUCGGUGUCGCCGGACACUAUAGCCACAUAUUUGGCGCAGGGAAGAUCGUCGACCUCGUCACUCGCGUCGCCCGCAAACGGGCCUCUGUGUUUGACAUGACCAGAUUAUCCCACACUACAGGCUCUGGCUCAAACGCCAACAACAGAGGCGCGGCCGUGGACGAGGCAGCAACCAUCGCAGCAUUUGGCGAACACCCCGAAAUCAUCAGGGAGAUGAUGUGGCAUGCCUCGCAGGUGUGCUACCUCCAACGCCGCCACCCAUUCAACUCACCCCUCGAACCUCUGUCAGUCUUUCUGGCGGGCAUAACACUUUGGGCGAGCUGUAAAUACUUUUGUCCUCAUCAGGCAUCGAUGCGCACGGGGCCGUCAAUUCAGUUGGAUGAACCAUCCUUCUGCAGCUCCCAACGCGCCAGUCAGGCCGUCAAGGACUGGAUCAAAAACGGCGGCAAGACCUUUCUGGAGGGUGUGGGCGACGUUCAAGACCCGGAGGCGCCGAGUCGAGUGCUCCAGCUGAGUGUGGACAUCACCCGCCGACUAAAAGUGUGGCAGAUGGCGUCGAACGUAUCAGAGAUUUUUGUCCGGCUGUUGCAGAUCGAGGAACAGGAGGCUGCCCAUCGGCAUGAGACAAACACGUUUCAGCCACAGUGA